AUGUCUGAUGACUGGCAAGAGUACAUUAACGAUGCAAGAACAGUAUGUAAAUAUGGGACCAAAUGCUAUCAGAAAAAUGCUGAACACCACAAGCAAUUUAAACAUCCACCUGUUAAGAGAAAAGAAGCAAAUCGAAAUAAAAAGCGGUAUUCGCCCUAUGCGAGAACAAAACAACCACAUUUGCCGGGACCUACUAAUGCAGAGGCAGAAAAAGAAGUCAAAAUUGAAACUGAAUCAUCAUCUAAAGCCGAACACCAGAACACCGAAAUUAAAGGAGAUAAGGAUAAAGAAGUUCCUAUAAUCCUUAAUUUACCAGAGGACUUGAGUUUUUAUGAUAAAGACACGGAUAAGAGUAUUUUUAAAGAAUUAUUUCUAAUUAAUAUGCCUGAUGAUUUUUUUAAUUUUUUUGAAUUUAUUAGUAAUCUUGGAAAGUCAGCAGAAGAAUCUAUGGCAAGUGUUAACUUGGAGCUGAUUGGUCCAUUUGAUCUUUUACUUGGCAAACUGCCUAUUUUGGAAGAUAAGGAGCUGUACUUGAUACAUUGGAGAUUCUUUUAUGAUCCACCCGAAUUCCAAGCAGUUCUUAAAAGGAAACGCAGUGAAUAUCACAUUGGAUACUUCAGGGAUACUCCUGAACAGGACACUGCAUUCGUAGCAAGUAAUGACAGUGCUAAAGAUUGUCAUAUUACUGUUAUGUCUAAAAAUAUCUUUGGAGCCGUUUAUCAGUAUCUGCAGAACGAAAAGAAGUAUUCACCUUUUACUGCUGCACCAUGUCAGAAACUAAUGGACAAAAUAAAAUCAUAUGCUGAGGAAAAUAAUAUUUCUUUAGAACAAUUUAGUAUGAAAGAUAGAUUAAAACAAAUUGUAACGAAAUCGUUCCAUGGGGCUGGGAUUGCUGUACCAUACAACAAGCAGACGCAACUGGGCUACAGACGUUUGGCAGAAACAGAUGCAUCCUUGAAAAAGCUAUUCACUAGUCUUGAGAAUGCAACAUCACAAGAGGACAAAGACAAGGUAUUCUCUGACUUGCAGGUAGUAAUAACUAAUGCAAGCAUAGCAGUAGAUGAAUGUGAUUUUGGUACUGGAUUGGAACUUGGUAUUGAUUUAUUCUGCUCUGGAUUGAAAGAACUACAUUCUAUUGCUUUGAGUAAUCUGACCGCUGCGUACACUGUCUUGUCGAGGCAACAAUUUGCACAAAUAGCUCAGACACAUUUGAAAUAUCGGCGUAAAGGUCCAAAGAUGUCGUUAAUAAGUUCACAGAAAUGA
Molecule: messenger RNA, 1263 nt
Organism: Arctia plantaginis
Lineage: Eukaryota; Metazoa; Arthropoda; Insecta; Lepidoptera; Erebidae
Source: the annotation of a GenBank genome assembly